Torulaspora delbrueckii is the source of this 546-nucleotide messenger RNA. RefSeq lists its product as uncharacterized. Gene Ontology annotation, biological process: post-translational protein targeting to endoplasmic reticulum membrane. The record is from RefSeq and is a predicted model, not a curated record. The coding region runs from base 1 to 546 and encodes 181 amino acids. The transcript has a single exon. NCBI's taxonomy places the organism in Eukaryota, Fungi, Ascomycota, Saccharomycetes, Saccharomycetales, Saccharomycetaceae. Gene Ontology annotation, cellular component: TRC complex.
AUGUCUGAUAUUCAAAUUGAUCAGAAAUUGCUCGGUAGAUUGUCAUCCAGGAAAGCUUCCCUUGAAGAGUUGGAAGCCCUCGAGGGUAAAUGUGGGCUGGAUAAUUUUUAUUACGAAGAUGCACAUGAAUUAGGCUCAUUUGUUAGAAAGGCUGCUAAACAGUUAUUCCCUGAAAGAUGUGUGGUCAUUGAUGUCUCUUCAGCUACUGGACACUCUCUUUUCCGCAGUGUCACCUAUCGCGGUAGUAAUUUAGAUAAUGAAUACUGGAUCCAGAGGAAGAGAAAGACUGCGUUGAGAUUUGGUCGUUCUACUUUCUACAUGGGUAACAAGAUGGGUAAUAAAAAGCCUGAAGAGAAAUUUUUUGUUGACUCCAAGGAGUAUGCCUUCCAUGGUGGGGCUGUGCCUAUCUACUUAAAAUCUGCUGAUUAUCCGAUUGGAUGUCUCACGGUCAGUGGUCUUAAACAAGAGGAAGAUCAUCUGCUUGCUGUUACUUGUUUGACCAAAUUUGCCGACCAAAGGCUUCAGCAAGAUCUGGAAUUGGACUAG